CGUGCCUCUGCUGGGACCCUCCGCUUUCAGCUCCUGCAGUGCUGCUGUCACAAAGCAGAUUUUCUCUUCUGCGUCUCAACAAGAGGAGCUUUAACAGCAGGACCCUCCUAGCGAUUCUUGCUCACCAUCCCCCAGAGGAAUGGCUCUGUCUGGGGCAGGAGGAAGCUGCACAUUCCUCAGUGUGCUCUGGGGACACUUUGUAUGGGAACAGCUUGCAUGAAAUCAUUGCUCCAGUGAUUGUAUCCAGAGCUGUAGGGUAAAAGAACAGCACUGAGAGCCACUCGUGGUUGCCAGAUUAGCGUGAAUGUGAGUGAGCAGAGCACGGGGGAUACACGUGUAGCUGGAUUUCUCUGACAGUGUGAAUGACAGAGGAGGUGCCUCCCACUGCACUCACUGACGUGAACCUGCGUCUGCUGUGCCACGAUGACAUAGAUGCAGUGAAGCAGCUCUGCGGCGACUGGUUCCCAAUAGAGUACCCUGACUCAUGGUACCGAGAUAUCACUUCCAACAAGAAAUUCUUUUCCCUCGCAGCCACAUACAGAGGCUCCAUUGUGGGAAUGAUAGUGGCAGAGAUCAAGAGCAGAACAAAGGUGCAUAAAGAGGAUGGAGACAUCCUAGCUUCCAAUUUUCCUUUGGACACUCAAGUUGCUUACAUACUCAGUCUUGGAGUGGUGAAGGAGUUCAGGAAACACGGGAUUGGUUCACUCCUGCUUGAAAGUUUAAAAGACCAUAUAUCAACGACUGCCCAAGAUCACUGCAAAGCCAUUUACCUGCACGUCCUCACCACUAACAACACAGCAAUAAACUUCUAUGAAAACAGAGACUUUAAACAGCACCACUACCUUCCCUAUUACUAUUCCAUAAGAGGGGUCCUCAAAGAUGGCUUUACCUACGUUCUGUACAUCAAUGGUGGACACCCACCCUGGACAAUCUUUGACUACCUGCAGCACAUCGGAUCAACGCUAGCCAGCCUGAGCCCGUGUUCCAUUCCCCAGAGGAUAUACAGACAAGCCCAGAGCCUUCUCUGCAGCCUUCUGCCAUGGUCUGGCAUUUCUGCCAAGAGUGGCAUCGAGUACAGCCGGACGAUGUGACUCCAUCAGCAGACGGACACAGCACAAAGGGAUUGUUCUUCCUUUCAUCUCCUAAACCAUCUGGCUCUGCACUGAUUCCAGUGAUGAUGGCUCUUGGUCAGUGACCCACCCCUUGGACAGGACUCCUUAUCCCACAGAUUGACCAAGAUCUUGCAGACUUCACCCUGGACGGGCUGCAGCCCCGACUCACCCUGUGGGCUGGAGCCCGUGAGCUCUCCUGGGAUUCCAGGCUGCCAGGGGGCACCAGGCUGAGGGCUUCCAUGUCACCGGUCUGUGAGCAUGUCACACUGUCCCUGCCACUUCUCUCACCUCUGGAUGGUUUUCUUGUAUGUGAUGUGGAGGGGUUCUGUGGUUCUGUUGCUGCUGAAAGCAGUGAGUGAGAUGCACUGACUGUGAGUGAGCAUUGAGCACCCUGAGAAUAGAGGGGGGCUGGAUGGCUGCGUCCUGCCCUGCUGGGGAAUCCAGGCAGGGCAUCUGCCCCAGGUAAGAUCCCAGCCCUCCUGAGGGGGGGGGGGGGUGUAAAAAGUACCUAAUCCAGGAUGCACCAAGUAGAAGGCAGGGGAUGAAAUUGCUAUUUCAUAGUGAAAUAUAUAUUAUACUGUAUAGACCUUUCUGCCUCUUUCCAAGCUGGAACAGAGCAGGGGAGGGCCUGGGGCUAUGGGACCACUGUGGUAGGCAGAGCCCUUCCCCUCCCCAGCAUGCAUCCUCCCUUGGCACUGGGGCUGCACACUCGCAGGAUCUUUAGGGGAGAGCACUGCACACAGAUCACUACAGCUCUUGGUUGUAGAGAAGCCCCCCCAGCUGCUUGCUUGCAUGCUCCAGGCUGCCGUGUGUGGGCAUUGCCAUGGGGCUGAGCUGUCAGCCGCCCUCCCUGCAGCACUGGGCCAGGCUGGGGGGCUCCUCAGCACCGAGCUGCCCCACUGCAGGGAGAGCCCUGAGGCUCCUGUGUGCUGGACCUGCUCCCAAUCCCUGGGAAGGAGCACUUGGCUUCUGGGCUGGGAGUCUGCAGCUGCAGCAGUGCUGGAGGUGGGGAAGCUCCGCUCCCCUCUGCGUAACCCUGCAUCCCCUGCCCUGGUGAAGGCUUCCCACACUCUACGCUGUGCUGCUCCUCCCACUCUCUCAUACCCAUCUUUAAAGUGGGGCUUAAGUGCAGGGCGGUGUAAGCUGUGCAGGGACAGCUCUGGUGGCAGCUGAGGGCACAGAGUGGGGAUGAGCCACAGUCUGGGUUGGGUUUAGGCCUAGAAGGAGCAAACACGGUAGGAGCUUGCAGCCCUGAUACUGUACGAAGUGAUUUCAGUGUUUGAAAGCCCUAAGAUGAGCAUUAAACAAUAAAAGGGUGUGGAGGAGA
Molecule: messenger RNA, 2439 nt
Organism: Coturnix japonica (Japanese quail)
Lineage: Eukaryota; Metazoa; Chordata; Aves; Galliformes; Phasianidae
Gene: NAA60
Product: N-alpha-acetyltransferase 60, NatF catalytic subunit
Biological process (GO): N-terminal peptidyl-methionine acetylation
Cellular component (GO): Golgi membrane
Molecular function (GO): protein-N-terminal amino-acid acetyltransferase activity; histone acetyltransferase activity
Source: RefSeq, a predicted model, not a curated record